Molecule: messenger RNA, 1551 nt
Organism: Menidia menidia (Atlantic silverside)
Lineage: Eukaryota; Metazoa; Chordata; Actinopteri; Atheriniformes; Atherinopsidae
Source: the annotation of a GenBank genome assembly
AUGGAGUCUCAGAAUUCAAACCUGACCUGUAUCAUCUGCCUGGACUUCUUCAAAUACCCUGUAACCAUCCCCUGCGGGCACACCUUCUGUAAGAACUGCAUCACCAAGUACUGGGACUCGCAGAGCAAGUUCGAUACCGUGCCUCAGUGCCCCAUCUGCAAGGAGGAGUUUUCCGCCAGGCCCGCCCUCAAGCGUAACGUGUCCCUGUCUGUGCUGACCGAGGCUGCCAACAGCAGCAAACAGCAUCCUGUGGGCAGGAGCGGCGACGGGGCCAGAGCCAUGCUGCUCUGCGAUCGGCACAAGAAGCCUCUGGUUUACUACUGCAGGCAGGACAGAUCCUCCGUUUGCUGUGAAUGCUGCAACUCAGAAUGUGGGAAUCACGAGACCGUCCCGUUGGAGGCGGAGAGGGAAAAUCAGGAGCUGCAGCUGGAAAGGAAAAGUAAAGAGGUGGGAAAAGUCCUGGAGGAGACGCAGAAAAGUAUAAAUGAGCUGGCGGAGAACAUCAAUCAAGCUAAGGCGAGUGUUCAUAUGAAAGUGACUCUGGAGCAGACUUCAGCCUGGGUGAACAUGAAAUUCUCCACCAUGAUAAAGAGCCUGGCGGAGAAGCAGGAGGCGGCAGAUCUCUUCCUCGCUGAGCAGAAGGAGGUGACCAUUGCAGAGGCCGAGGCGCGGUUGGCCCAGCUCCAGGAGCGCUCCCAGAUCCUGCGAGAGAGUCAGGGCCAAAUAGCAGCGCUGCACGGCCUCUGCCACACCGACCUCAUCAGGGAAUCCAUGCUCAUAGAGGUUCCGCGUUUCAAGGAAAUCCCCACGGACGUAUCCCCCAGCCUGCAGGACCGGUUGAACUGCGUCACAGACGUCCUCUCCCGAGUCUUUAAGCUGGUGUCUGAGGACCUGGACAAGGCUGUGACCACAACCGUGGGCCAGGACAAAGAUGGCUCUCCUCAGGAUAAGAGACCAGUACUAGCCGUGGUUCCCAGUCCGGCUGCCCCGUGCCACCCUGGUGGGAAGGAAGGCCUCAGUGCUUACCGAUGCUCUCUGACCUUUGACCCUCGCACGGCCAAUGGGCAUCUGAUCCUCUCCCAGGAAAACCGCAGGGCGGAGCACCUGACCUCUGGUCCUCGGCCAGUCCUCCCCCACGAGGCGCGCUUUGACCACACCUGGCAGGUGCUCUGCUUCCAGGGCUUCAAGAGUGGCCGGCACUACUGGGAGCUGGAGGUGUCCAAACCCUGGGCCUACCUCGGGGUGACCUACGAGACCAUCCCCAGGAAGGAGAAGGGCAAGAGGUGCAUGGUGGGCAUGAACGAGCUGUCCUGGAGCCUGCAGCUGGACGAGCAGCAGCUGUGUGCCUGGCACAACGGCCGGCGGGAGACGCUGGGGGGUCACUCCCACCACGGCCGCAUCGGGAUGCUGCUGGACUACGAGGCGGGGACGCUGACCUACUACGGAGACGGGCAGACCAGGCUCCACGCCUUCCACUGUGCCUUCACCCAGGAGCUGUUUCCCGCCUGCUGGAUAGGAGAGGGGGUCAGCAUCACCCUGUGCCCCCCCUGA